Tripterygium wilfordii is the source of this 3832-nucleotide messenger RNA. Its product is annotated as villin-2-like. Gene Ontology annotation, biological process: cytoskeleton organization; actin filament severing. The record is from RefSeq and is a predicted model, not a curated record. The transcript is spliced from 24 exons. Lineage: Eukaryota; Viridiplantae; Streptophyta; Magnoliopsida; Celastrales; Celastraceae. Gene Ontology annotation, molecular function: actin filament binding. Bases 471 to 3389 code for a protein of 972 amino acids.
GGCCUUAAAAUAACUGACUUUGCCUAUUGGCCAGGCCAUUACCAUUGCCAUUUCCGUUUCCAUUUCACUCAUCAAUAACGACUUUUCGGUCUCUCUCUGUGUCUAUCUAUCUCUGCAACAUCAUCACAACAUCAUCAUCAUAAUUUCUAAUCUCGCUGAAUUGCAAAUCUCAAAAAGCCCAUCUUAAAAAGUUGAGAAAAGCUGGCGAAACCCAUGCCCACAUUUACACACAGGGAGCAAUAAUUCGCUUUUUGUUGUUGUUGUUGUUGUUCCCUUUCUCUCUUUUUUUGCCAGCACUGUACCUCGUCCUCUCCAUACCCAUUUCUCUCGUCUCUUUCUUUUUCUAUAAUCGGCUUGUAGUUCUGCUUUAAGGGAGAUCUUUGCUUCCGGACAGCACAUUGUGGGAAUUUUAAAGGCUAUUCAAUUUUUUCUGUGCCAAAAGAAAGUGGUAACAAGAAGGAUUUACGGCAAUGUCUACCGCUGCAAAAGCUUUGGACCCUGCAUUCCAAGGAGUGGGUCAGAGACUAGGGACUGAAAUUUGGCGAAUUGAGAAUUUUCAGCCAGUCCCGCUGUUGAAAUCUGAAUAUGGAAAAUUCUACAUGGGGGAUUCUUACAUUGUAUUGCAGACAACACCUGGAAAGGGAGGCGCCUAUUUGUAUGACAUACACUUCUGGAUUGGAAAAGACACAAGCCAGGAUGAAGCUGGAACAGCAGCUAUCAAAACUGUUGAACUUGAUGCCGUACUUGGAGGGCGCGCUGUGCAGCACAGGGAAAUUCAAGGCCAUGAAUCUGACAAAUUUUUGUCUUACUUCAAACCUUGUAUUAUACCAUUGAAAGGGGGUAUUGCAUCUGGAUUUAAAAAACCUGAGGAAGAACAGUUUGAAACACGGCUGUAUGUCUGUAGAGGAAAACGAGUGGUCAGGUUGAAGCAGGUUCCUUUUGCCCGUUCUUCACUGAAUCAUGAUGAUGUAUUUAUCCUGGACGCUGAAACGAAAAUCUACCAGUUUAAUGGUGCAAAUUCCAAUAUUCAGGAAAGGGCCAAGGCUUUGGAAGUGAUUCAGUUUUUGAAAGAAAAGUAUCACGAGGGAACAUGUGAUGUUGCAAUCGUUGAUGAUGGGAAAUUAGAUACUGAGUCGGACUCUGGUGAGUUCUGGGUCCUUUUUGGUGGUUUUGCUCCAAUUGGCAAGAAAGUAACCAGCGAAGAUGAUACUGUCCUAGAGACAACUGCUCCUAAACUUUAUAGCAUUACUGAUGGCGAGCCAAAGAUUGUAGAUGGUGAAUUGUCCAAAGGCAUGUUGGAAAACAACAAAUGCUAUCUGCUAGACUGUGGUGCUGAGGUAUUUGUUUGGGUUGGUCGGGUGACGCAAGUAGAGGAAAGAAAAUCUGCCAGUCAGGCUGCUGAGGAAUUUGUUGUGAGCCAAAGUAGGCCGAAAUCAACACGCAUCACCCGGCUUAUUCAAGGUUAUGAAACACAUUCUUUCAAGUCGAAGUUUGAUUCUUGGCCAGCAGGGUCUGCAGCUCCUGGUGCUGAGGAGGGACGAGGAAAAGUAGCAGCUUUGCUGAAGCAACAAGGAGUUGGUAUCAAGGGAACGACAAAAAGUGCGCCUGUAAAUGAGGAAGUCCCUCCUUUGCUUGAAGCAGGUGGAAAGAUGGAGGUCUGGUGCAUCAAUGGCAGUGCCAAGACUCCAUUGCCCAAGGAGGAUAUUGGAAAAUUCUACAGUGGGGAUUGCUACAUCAUACUUUAUACCUACCAUUCAGGUGAUAGGAAAGAAGAUUAUUUCCUCUGCUGUUGGUUUGGAAAGGAUAGCGUUGAGGAGGACCAGAAGAUGGCUGCUCGGUUGGCUAAUACAAUGUCCAACUCAUUAAAGGGGAGACCUGUUCAGGGACACAUAUUUCAAGGCAAGGAACCACCACAAUUUAUUGCACUUUUUCAGCCUAUGGUGGUCCUCAAGGGUGGUUUGAGCACUGGUUACAAAAAAAUUAUCGAAGAACAAGGUUUGACAGAUGAAACAUACACAACCGAGUGUAUCGCACUCUUUAAUAUAUCAGGGACUUCUAGUCAUACCAAUAAAGCAGUGCAAGUUGAUGCGGUGGCCACAUCGCUGAAUUCUAUGGAGUGUUUCCUACUGCAAUCUGGUUCUUCAAUUUUCACUUGGCAUGGAAAUCAAAGUACAUUUGAGCAGCAGCAAUUAGCUGCGAAAAUUGCUGAGUUCUUGAAGCCUGGAGUUACUUUGAAACAUGCGAAAGAAGGAACAGAGAGCUCAGCCUUUUGGUUUGCCCUUGGAGGAAAACAAAGUUACACCAGCAAAAAGAUUUCUCAGGAAAUCAUCAGAGAUCCGCACUUGUUUACAUACUCAACAAAUAAAGGAAAAUUUGAGGUUGAGGAAAUUUAUAACUUUUCUCAAGAUGAUCUGUUGACCGAGGAUAUAUUGAUACUGGACUCACAUGCUGAAGUAUUUGUUUGGGUUGGUCAGUCUGUGGACUCCAAAGAAAAGCAAAAUGCUUUUGAAAUUGGCAAAAAAUACAUAGAGAUGGCUGUAACUAUGGAGGGGUUAUCUCCAAAUGUACCACUUUUUAAAGUUACAGAAGGAAAUGAACCGUCAAUCUUCACAACAUAUUUUUCAUGGGAUGCCACAAAAGCCAUGGUUCAAGGAAACUCGUUCCAGAAGAAGGCGGCACUACUAUUUGGGGUAGGCCAUGCUGUGGAGGAUAAAUCCAGUGGAAAUCAAGGAGGAACAACUCAACGGGCUUCAGCUUUAGCUGCUUUAAAUUCUGCUUUCAACUCAACUUCUGGGAAACCUGGUCAACAGAACCAGGACAGCUCCAAUGGCUCAAACCAAGGACCAACACAGAGAGCUUCGGCUUUAGCUGCCUUGUCCUCUGCUUUUAAUUCAUCCUCUGGAACCAAAACUCCUCCUCCAAAGCCAUCUGGGUCAGGUGGAACACAAAGAGCUGCCGCUUUGGCUGCAUUGUCAACAGUUCUUACUGCUGAAAAGCCGAAGAAAUCACCAGAUGCCUCUCCUUCCCGAUCCCAUAGCGGCCCUCCCUCCGAAGAAGCAAAGAGUGAAAAUGCCGAUUUUGAAGAAGUUGCAGAAGCCAAGAAUGCGGAGGAAGCUGCACCUGCAUCAGAAAGCAAUGGGGAAGAUUCAGAACGUACACCAGAUACAGAUCAGGAUGAGAAUGCUAGUGAAAGUAUUCAAAGCACAUUCAGCUAUGACCAACUGAAGGCUCAUUCAGAAAAUCCUGUUACUGGGAUUGAUUUCAAACGAAGAGAGGCAUAUCUGUCCGAAGAGGAGUUUGAAACCAUAUUUGGGAUGCCAAAAGAAGGGUUCUAUAAACUCCCUAAAUGGAAGCAAGGCAUGCAGAAGAAGAAAUUCGAUCUAUUUUAGAGUUAAUAUGCAUGGAAAUGAUUACUUCUCAUAUCUUGGCAGUCUAACUAUGAUUCAUUUUUGCUUCUCUGUUGUUUCAUUGAUGCGACAUGAUGGCUUUGUCGUGUCAAGCAUUUUGCUCGUUGCCCUUUUGAGAUGUAGCUGUUUAGUUAGUGUUAAUAUUGAUUGUGAUGCUGCAUGAGGAGUGAUUUUUUUUUUAAUUUUUCUUCUUUAUUUCUCCCAUUAAAAUUUCUUUUUCCCGACUCUUGUAAUUUUAUUGGAAUGCUGUUCUAUGAACAGUUGGGGGGUCAAAUUCUUUUAUUUCGUGGGAAUGUGUUUGAUUUUGUGGUUUUUUUUUUUAUUUUUUAUUUUGUUCAUGUAUUAAGAAAGGAGUGGAAUGUGGAUAUGUAUUUGCAGUUGUACUGAAUAUCUUUAUUUGAAGAAUGGAAAUUUGUUGUUUGUCA